Xiphias gladius (swordfish) is the source of this 2577-nucleotide messenger RNA. It is a transcript of the gene tollip, whose product is annotated as toll interacting protein. The transcript has 6 exons. The record is from RefSeq and is a predicted model, not a curated record. Gene Ontology annotation, molecular function: ubiquitin conjugating enzyme binding; ubiquitin binding. Gene Ontology annotation, cellular component: cytoplasm. The coding region runs from base 120 to 947 and encodes 275 amino acids. Lineage: Eukaryota; Metazoa; Chordata; Actinopteri; Istiophoriformes; Xiphiidae. Gene Ontology annotation, biological process: ubiquitin-dependent protein catabolic process.
UUCCGGGUUAACUCUAAUCCAAGCAGUGUCUGUUGUCAUUUAAUUUGCUACAGUACAGCUGUGAUUCUGUGAAUUAAGAAGACUCGAGAAUCUGACCCCCCACACGUUGGAGAGACAACAUGGCGACCACCAUCAGCACCCAGCGGGGACAGGUGUAUAUUGGGGAGCUUCCCCAGGACUUCCUGCGGAUCACUCCCACCCAGCAGCAGCAGCAGGUCCAGCUGGAUGCCCAGGCUGCCAGGCAGUUGCAGUAUGGAGGCUCAAUAGGCACUGUAGGGCGACUCAGCAUUACUGUGGUCCAGGCCAAGCUGGCUAAAAACUAUGGUAUGACACGGAUGGAUCCAUACUGUAGGAUCCGACUGGGCUAUGCAGUCUACGAGACACCAACCGCUCACAAUGGAGCCAAGAACCCGCGCUGGAACAAGGUGAUCCAGUGCACGGUGCCUCCCGGGGUGGACUCCUUCUAUCUGGAGAUCUUUGAUGAGAGAGCGUUCUCCAUUGAUGACAGGAUAGCAUGGACUCAUGUCACCAUCCCUGAAGGCCUGAGGGAGGGCAGUGUGGUGGAUGAGUGGUUCAGCCUCAGUGGCAGGCAGGGCGAUGACAAGGAGGGCAUGAUCAACCUGGUGAUGUCUUUUGCUUCCUUACCAGCAGGGAUGAUGACUCAGCCUGUUGUCCUAAUGCCCUCUGUGUAUCAGCAAGGAGUUGGAUAUGUGCCCAUUGCAGGAGUGCCAACAGUCUACAACCAGGGCAUGGUACCCAUGGCAAUGCCAGCGCCCAUGCCAGCUGUUGGGGGCCAGGGGCCGGUGUGCAGUGAGGAGGACCUGAAGGCUCUGCAGGACAUGUUCCCCAACCUGGAUAAGGAGGUGGUUCGCACUGUGCUGGACGCACAGCAGGGCAACAAGGACGCUGCCAUCAACUCCCUGCUGCAAAUGGCUGAGGAGCUCUAACCGCAAAACACAUGCUCACAGUGGACAUCCCAAGGCGCGCGCGCACGCACACACACACACACACACGCGCACACGCACACACAUGUAUGCAUGCAGCCCUCCCACACACACAAUCCUCCCACAGUGUGGCUGUUAGCUUACCCACACACUGCAGCUAUAUCUGAGCUCCCACCAGCUCCACCAGCUGGUAGCCACAGAGAUCUGUUUGCUCUCCCUUCAUUGACUCCUUUUUGGCCUGUCAGCACAUGAAGCCUGGGCUUUCUCUGUCACUGGAUCCUCAAGCAUCGCAACAGCUGCGUCCACCUUCGGGUUUAAGAAGUCACUGGUUUAAGAUGAUCUCAAUAGCAAAUGUAUUUGGGAAAUUCUUUAAGGAUUAUUAAGGUAGAGGCUCAAUCAAAAUACUAUUAGUGUGACUUGAAUUGUAUAUUGUGUGGUAUAUCUUAGCAGCCCAAAUCAUUUUGUAUUUCUCAGUCGUUUCAGUGUCACAAUCUCUCAUUGUAUCCAUGGUAACCACGACUGUACUCCCUGAUCCCAGGGUUCGAUUUGCACAGUUAGAGAUGUAGAAAGUCAUGCUCAGAGUCCAUCCUCUGUUUAUGUUGAUGAUGUUGUCACUAGUGUGUGGAGAACGUGUCUGUUGUAACCUGCAGUGAACUGCUUCUGUUUCAUAUACUGUAUAGCUGUAAAAUGUUUAGUGCAUUCAAAAUCUGAUAAAUUAUUAUGGAAGUAUUUAAUUUUAUAGAAUUCUAAAUGGUGACCAGAGAAUUGAGAAUGAACAAAUAACCUGUGCGAUUCUAGGUUUAGAAGAAUAUAAGCACUGAACGCCACUUCAGUCCACUCUGAGUCGUCUUUCAAAGUGAUAACAAGAUUCCUUUGUAAAGUUUUGAUUUAACCCAUUCGGUCAGUGACAUAAGGAUGUGAAGACUUGAUGUUACAAAGUAGUUCCCUGUGGAGUCACUUUUUUAAGGAAGUGUAAGGAUGCAGUGUUAGCAUGAUGAGAAUGAUGAUGUCACUUUCCUGAUGAAAUCCGGAUGUUUUGAAGCCUAGCAGCAUGUUGUAUGUAGAGCUUUUGAGACCACAACACUUCCAUCCAGGUUGGCUACACAGUGACUCAGGUCAGAUGGAGACCUGAACAGAGUAAUUCAGUCCAUGUCUAAUAAGCUACAUAUCAGAAAGAAUUUUUCUCCCUGAGCAGGGAGGCCCAAGAUGACAGCGACGAGACUUCCAUGAAGUGUGCCCGGAAUGCUCAUGGUGCCCAUAAGCUGACACCUGUUUUUAGUGACACCCCUUACCUUUACCUUAGUGCCACCGUCAUGUUGAAACUUGUACAUGAGGAAAUACUGACUGAUUUGAGGAGCUCAUUCAUGCUUCAUAGUUGUUCUAUACUGUACAGCAGCUUGUAACACCACGAGCAAAGCUUUAAAUGUUAAGUGUUGAUGUUUUCCGGCCACAGUAUUUGUACUGAAUGUGUUGUAGUUCCUAAAGCUUUCUAUUGACACUUGUAGGUUUCAAGGUCUUCUUGUUAAAUGCGCUGUCUGCCAAAGGUUUCAUUUAAAAAUUCUUUGUCACCUUGUGACUUUUCACUUGUGGUUCCAGAACUACCGCUGUUGAGAUUCUUAAAAUGUCAGAGUCA